AUGUUCAACGAUGCAGACAAGUUGCCCAAGGAUCACUUCCUGUGUCCGGGUGAUCUGUUGACGAACUCACCAGAAGACAAGUUGGCUUUGUUGGAUGACAAGGUCACAAUAUUGCACAUGUAUGCCGUUUAUCACCUAUUCAGCCUCAAAGACCAGAAAGUGGUGGCCGAUCGCUGCCUACGACUUUUAAGGAAGGACACAGGUGCACCAGUUCUGCUAUUAGGUGGUCAAGUGGGAAGUGCCAAGGCUGGCCCAUUUUUGAGGGAGAAUGUGACGGGGAAUCUCAUUUACAUGUAUCGGCAUAACGAGCAAAGCUGGAAGGAGCUCUGGGAUACUGUAUGUGGAAUGGAUGAGUGGAAGAGUAAAGUUAAGAAGCUGGAGGUGAAGUCACAGAUUCUGACUCUGCAAUCUUCGGGGGGGAAGGGAAGACAGGCGACAGCCAAUGCGGAAAGUGGUCGUCAGCAACUCAGACACCUUUUUGAGGUCUGGGUCACUUUCCAUUGA
Molecule: messenger RNA, 504 nt
Organism: Pseudomassariella vexata
Lineage: Eukaryota; Fungi; Ascomycota; Sordariomycetes; Amphisphaeriales; Pseudomassariaceae
Exons: 1
Coding region: 1-504 (167 amino acids)
Source: RefSeq, a predicted model, not a curated record